Phyllostomus discolor (pale spear-nosed bat) is the source of this 2084-nucleotide messenger RNA. It is a transcript of the gene GNPDA1, whose product is annotated as glucosamine-6-phosphate deaminase 1. NCBI's taxonomy places the organism in Eukaryota, Metazoa, Chordata, Mammalia, Chiroptera, Phyllostomidae. Gene Ontology annotation, molecular function: identical protein binding; glucosamine-6-phosphate deaminase activity. Gene Ontology annotation, cellular component: cytoplasm. Gene Ontology annotation, biological process: N-acetylneuraminate catabolic process; carbohydrate metabolic process; D-glucosamine catabolic process. The transcript has 7 exons. Bases 133 to 1002 code for a protein of 289 amino acids. The record is from RefSeq and is a predicted model, not a curated record.
AGCAGCUGGGCCAAGGGGAGGGGUGAACCCCGGGGCUGUCCCCACAGGUGAAUUGCGGAACGAGAGAACAAGGCUGCCUAGCUGGUGGUGGACGGCUUGGGUUGUGCGUUCCCGUUCCUGUAAAAUGACAAGAUGAAGCUUAUCAUCCUGGACCACUAUUCUCAGGCCAGCGAGUGGGCCGCCAAAUACAUCAGGAACCGCAUUAUCCAGUUUAACCCAGGACCAGACAAGUACUUCACCCUGGGGCUCCCCACUGGGAGCACCCCACUUGGCUGCUACAAGAAGCUAAUUGAGUACUAUAAGAAUGGAGACCUGUCCUUCAAAUAUGUGAAGACCUUCAACAUGGACGAGUACGUGGGUCUUCCUCGGGACCACCCAGAGAGUUACCACUCCUUUAUGUGGAACAACUUCUUCAAGCACACGGACAUCCACCCAGAAAACACCCAUAUUCUGGAUGGGAAUGCAGCUGACCUGCAGGCUGAGUGCGAUGCCUUUGAAGAGAAGAUCAAGGCUGCAGGCGGGAUCGAGCUGUUUGUGGGAGGCAUCGGCCCCGACGGACACAUUGCCUUCAAUGAGCCGGGCUCCAGUCUGGUGUCCAGGACCCGUGUGAAAACGCUGGCCAUGGACACCAUCCUGGCCAACGCUCGGUUCUUCGAUGGAGAUCUCGCCAAGGUGCCCACCAUGGCCCUGACGGUGGGCGUGGGCACUGUCAUGGAUGCCAGGGAGGUGAUGAUCCUCAUCACGGGCGCUCACAAGGCGUUCGCUCUGUACAAAGCCAUCGAGGAGGGAGUGAACCAUAUGUGGACCGUGUCCGCCUUCCAGCAGCACCCCCGCACCGUGUUUGUGUGCGACGAGGACGCCACCCUGGAGCUGAAGGUGAAGACCGUCAAGUAUUUCAAAGGUUUAAUGCUUGUUCAUAACAAGUUGGUGGACCCCUUGUACAGCAUCAAAGAGAAGGAAACAGAGAAAAGCCAGUCUUCUAAGAAACCGUACAGCGAUUAGCCUGCGCUGAGCCCGCCGUUGGGGACCUCAUGGGGACGAACACGGGGGACAGACUUGUGCUUCUUCAGUCCAGCGCAAUUGCUCCAGAUAAGUGACUGAACUCACUGUUCCCGGCGGUACAGCGUGAGGCCUGGUCGUGGAGUUUAGCUACGGGAAAAAUGACUUCUUCAUAACAAUCAGGGAAAAAAUCACUCCAUAAUUUUGAUACCUGCUCCACAGAAAUUGGGGGUUUUUAGCUUUUUGUUCUGCCUGUGAUGCUUCACACGUACAACACACUCCUGUGGGGAACUCCUGCCAUCACGCACAGAUUCUCAGUUCGGGGGGAUGGGGGCAUGUUGUACUGGACAAAGCCUCUCUGGGGGGCUUGAGGGCCCCUCUUGAGCAGGCCCCCGCCACUGGAGAGUCAGUGUUCCAGGUGAGCGAACAAAUCCUCAAUGUCUACAGUCAGCAUGGGGGGCAGUCCCCUGGUCAGCAACAAGUGCCAGGAAAGCAACAAGUGCCAGGAAAGGAACACGGCCGCGCACUUUCUUUCCUCAGUGUUCUUCCCCUCUUAGUUGGCCUUUCCAUGAACUCUGAGGACUCCUUGGUGGAGGAUUUGGGAGGAUAGGGCUAAGGAGAAGGCUUUGCUGAUAAACUCAGAGCCUCAAGGGGCCCAGAGACGUCAAACCCUCUCCCUCAGGGACCCUCCAGUGCCGGGAGGAAGGCGGAAGCCCUUUUCCCACUGGAGCCCUGUGUUCCUGUCCCCAGGUCUCAGAGUGGCUCCCCAUCUUACAGACUGAUCAGUGAGGACCACGGGGGCCAUGGACACUGGCACGCUUUCAGUAUGGUGCUCAGCCAGGGGGCAGGGCCUGGGGCAAGCAGCACAAUUACGAGUUUAGUUCCAACGUGAGUGCCAUGUUCUCCUGCCCCCCUUAGGGCUGAGUGCCAAUACCACACACGUUCCUGAAGUCGCCUUUCCCGCCUCACGCACCCUGCCCUGCUGGCCCCCUUUCAUACGUGAUUGUGCUAUUGUACUAUUUCAAGCUAAUAGAUCAGUGUUUACAAUGUGACGUUUUCUAUUAAAUCCAGUAUUUUCAAAUGUG